CACUCACACUACUUAGUAGACUUCAUAUCCGGUAACGAGCGAUUUGGGAUGCAGCCUGGACACGGAACGGUUGUAGACCAAGGUUCGCUAUGACGUCAGAGGGUCAUUCGCUUCUCAAAACAUGGCUGAAGGCUCGGAGGUGUCUCUGCAGUCAGGACUGGUACAAGGUGCUCUGGAGUUUCUGCGUAUUCCUACUCUUUUCUACAGUUUUGUCAAAUUCCUGGACACAACUCUGAGGUCAUGGGGGAUCACCAGCUGGCUGCCGUCGUGGUGCCCGACAUCUCAGUGUAAACUGGAAGAGGCAGAGGAGAGGAUGCUGCAGUCCAUCCAGAGCAAGUUCUCCAAGCAGUUUGUCCACAUCUCCAGUGACAACAAGCUGUGGACGCUGGUGUUCGAUGACGGUGUGGAGCGUAAGACUCCUCUGGUGCUGCUGCAUGGUUUUGGCGGUGGAGUGGGUCUCUGGGCUAUGAACCUGGACGCUCUGUCCCAGCAGAGGCCUGUGUAUGCUCUUGACCUGCUCGGCUUUGGUCAGAGUAGCAGGCCUCAUUUCAGCACCGACGCCCAGGAGGCCGAAACCCAGUUUGUGGAGUCCAUUGAGGAGUGGAGGGAAAAACUAGGCCUGGAGAGUGUGAUCCUGCUGGGCCACAACUUGGGAGGAUACCUGGCAGCAGCCUACUCACUUAAAUACCCUUCCAGAGUAAAACAUCUGAUCCUGGUGGAACCGUGGGGUUUUCCAGAGUGUCCAGAGGCUGGUGAACAGGACAGACCCUUUCCUGUGUGGAUUAAAGCCCUCGGGGCCAUCCUCAGCCCCUUCAACCCACUGGCUGGCCUUCGCCUUGCAGGACCGCUGGGUCCAAGUCUAGUGCAGAUUGUGCGACCUGACUUUAAAAAGAAAUAUUCUGCCAUGUUUAAUGACAACACAGUCACAGAGUACAUCUACCACCUUAAUGUCCAAAGCCCAAGUGGUGAAACAGCUUUCAAAAACAUGACCAUUUCAUAUGGCUGGGCCAAGCGGCCCAUGCUGCAGCGCGUUGGCCUGAUUCACAGUGACAUUCCCAUUACCGUGAUCUAUGGGUCACGCUCCAGCAUAGAUGGCCACUCUGGCAAUUCAAUCAAAGAAAUGAGGCCAAAUUCCCACGUGGAGCUAAUCGCCAUACGAGGAGCAGGACACUAUGUAUUUGCUGACCAACCAGAAGACUUCAACCACAGGGUGCUUCAUGUGUGUGAAACAGUGAGCUGAAGGGUGAUGAGGAAUGACUGCCUUUUUUUUUUAUUAAAUUCAUUAUAUUCCCUCUUAAUACAGGCUUAAAGAGCUGGCCAGAGUGCCUCUGUAAAUCUGUAUGUAUUUGCAUGCCGCAGUGCAGCACUUAUCACUAUUGUGUGUCCUUCACCAGACCCACAUUUCGCACACUGAAGGUUUGCUGAUAACUGGAAUUUUUACAACUAACAUUAUCAUAACUGUGCUCAUUCAGAGAUUAGUGUUCUGACUGAUGAUGACUGUGUCUUCAGUCAAUAAUAUGGGCAUAUCUGCUAACCUCUAUAGUCACUGAUAAAUAGGUUUAACUAUAUAAGGGGCAACAGUAAGCACAAUAAUUAUUCUCUGGGUUAUGUUUUGUAGCAUGUGGUAAAUGUAGAGUUUCAGUAUUAUGUGGCAAUAUCAAGGGUAUAAAUAGCAUUUGAAUUCAUGCUAUUAAAAAUUCAACUAUUAAUUCCCAUUAAUGCAGGCUGUGAGAACAAUUGAAUAAAAUUGAAUUCAUUUCACUGAUACUUGAACUGAUAAAAAAGACAAAACGUAUCUCAAUGACGACCACUAAGUGUCCGGUCCUGUCCAAUUUUCAGCAAAUAUAAGAUGUUCUAAUAUUUAGGACAUGUUGUCCCUUUCUACCUCAUGAGUAACAUAACCUCUGCAACUAUGAAACAGGAGCUGUGUUCACUUUACACUUGAAUGUUUUGUGCAAUCUAUGAGCUGUCUUUUAUUUUACUUUUGGUACACAGCUGAGGUAGAGAGUUUUUGCAAUGCAAUGAUUAUGUAAUUCAGAGUAUGUAUGUUUAUAUAUUUACUGAUUAAUUUUAAUGUAACUGUUUAAAUUCACUUCAAGUGCCAAUGAGAGAGCAAUCAUACAGUAAUUACUGUACUAAAUUCCCAGUAAAUUAAGUCUUUAAA
Messenger RNA from Pangasianodon hypophthalmus (striped catfish), 2164 nucleotides. RefSeq names its product abhydrolase domain containing 5a (gene abhd5a). NCBI's taxonomy places the organism in Eukaryota, Metazoa, Chordata, Actinopteri, Siluriformes, Pangasiidae. Bases 122 to 1240 code for a protein of 372 amino acids. Gene Ontology annotation, biological process: negative regulation of triglyceride storage; positive regulation of triglyceride catabolic process. Gene Ontology annotation, cellular component: lipid droplet. The record is from RefSeq and is a predicted model, not a curated record. The transcript has 8 exons.